Phaedon cochleariae (mustard beetle) is the source of this 1421-nucleotide messenger RNA. NCBI's taxonomy places the organism in Eukaryota, Metazoa, Arthropoda, Insecta, Coleoptera, Chrysomelidae. The record is from the annotation of a GenBank genome assembly.
GGAGAAUGGAACAGAUAUGAAACAUGAUCAGUGAUCUAAUCAUUACUAUUCCAUUAGUCUGCUCGAAGUGAUCGUUGAAUGAAAAAUGACUACCAACAUACCAGUCGACAUUCGUGCCUUUCUAGAAACCUCUGUUGGAGAUGACCUUACUAAUUACCAGAUCGAAGUUCAUGAAGGCAACAAAAAAGGUGAAGGAUUCUUGGGUGAUUUCCUAUUCGUUUCACUGAUCAACAAAAAAACGAAUGAAGCGCUACAUCUUGGUAUCAAACAAGUUUUGGCAAGUGGAACAGGAGCUUCCUCAAAUUUCAUAAGUAGUAUUUUCCAAAAAGAGUUUACCUUUUACGAACAGGUGUGGCCAAAUUUGCAGAAAUUUCAAGGAAGUUUUCCCAAUGUGAAACAGUUUCUGAAAGUACCCAAGUACUAUGCUAUAGAAGCGAAGAAGGGAGCUGAGAAAAUAUCAUUUGAAAACCUGCGUUAUAAAGGAUUCCGCAACCAUGUGAAGACCGAAUUUUUCACGAAAGAACAACUAGAGUAUGUACUGAGGUGCUACGGGCAGUUCCAUGCUAUUUCCAUGGCCCUUCGUGAGAUCAAUCCAGAACAUUUCCAGGAAAUAGCCGACCGCUUGCUUGAGUGUCCCGAGGUCUUUGCUGAAAUGCCUUUUUUUCAACGAGCUCUCUGUCAGUGUUGUCGGAACGUUUUGUCUAGUUUCAAUGAGGAAACCGAGAAAGAAAUCAUAGAGAAGUUCAAGGUUUACGGCGAAAAAGCAUCAGGUAUUUUCAGUGAGGUCAAGAAUUAUAAAGGAAAAUAUCGUGUUUUUGUUCAUGGAGACUGUUGGAGCAACAACAUGAUGUUCAAGUAUGAUGAAAAGGAUGAAAUAGAAGAUCUAAGAUUCAUUGAUUUCCAAUUGACCCAAGUUGGCACAGUAGUGUAUGACAUUUCAUACUGUAUCUAUGCUAGCUGUUCUGAAGAAACCAUCGACGAUUUGGACUAUUACCUCAAAAUCUAUCAUCGAAGCCUCUCGGAGUCUUUGGAAGGAUACAAUUUGGACCCGAAAUCCAUAUAUUCUUACGAAGUUUUCAAAGACGAGUGGAAACAGUAUAGCAAAUUUGGAUUGCUUAUGGCAUUGUUAGUGAAUUCUGGGAAGCACUCAGAUUUGGAAUCAGUGCCUGUACUCACAGAACUCAUCGACAAUGAUGAGACUGGAAAAGAUGAAUAUAUCGUGCCUCAAUCGGAGGAAUUUCUCAAUAUUGGACGGAACUUGGUAUUACAUGCUUACAAAAACGAAUAUUUGUGAACUUAAAGAAUUUUGAGUGACUUGUGUAUUUAUUAUUCUAUAUUUGAUCAAUCACUAAACGUUUCAAAGAUGAAAGGUAUAACAUGAAUGAUGAAACAAAAUUAUCAUGAAUAUAUGUUUUCAUUUC